CUGCUGGUUGACAGGUUGUUACAUGAAGUUCGGAGAAGAAUUCAAAGAAGUACCAAAAGUCAUUCUAUCGUUAUGUGUUCGGCAGGUGGCUACCCGUAAUGGAAUUCUUGCCGAAAACUAUCAAAUUGUUGUGAUUUCCCUGGACCCACUUCUUCCACUGUAAUGGAGCACAUACACUGAGGUUUAUGGUAGCGUCUAAGGGGAGGAUUAAGAAUUCAAGAUGAAUGGUAUGUCACCACUCGAUGGCCACAGCAGUGACAGCCAGCUGAAUAGUGGUGUCAACACGCCCGUCAACGCCACCAUGCUGAACAACCGCGCCAUCCCACCCAUCCGGGUGCUGAGCGGCACGCCUUGCCCGCCCUCCAACGCCAACACGCCAGUGCCCAGCAAUCACGUCAAUUUCAUCAAGCAGGAGUCCGUCCACAGCGGGGCUGGGGGUCACGGCCAGGGUGUUCAACUCCCGUCCCUGUCCACUUUCGGACAGGCACUGACCAACGGGAAGACGCCGGAGAAGGGCAUGGCCAACGGGCCGGGUGACGGGGGCAUCAAAUCGGAGGCCGAUUACGCAGUCAAUUUUGACUCGUCAGAAUUCAUAGCACAGGAGGACUAUUCCAAGAACAAAGAUAUCAACUACUGCUCUGAUAUGGUGAGCACUGCCAGUCGACCAGGGGGUGGCGGAGGAGGAGGUGGUAAUGUGUCCCUGACCUGCCCUCCGUCGACAACAGGUGUCCGCAGAGUCCGUCUACAGAGCAACAACCUGUCCCAGUCGCCCACUCUCAGUGACAUCUCCAACAUCCGGAACACUCCCUGCAUCCCCUCCGCCACAUCUUCCGCCAGCCAUUCGGGGCAGAACCAGCCGCCAGCUGAACGCCAGAUGUUCCUGGAGCCUGGCACGGUCGCUACGCCGAUCAAGCAGGAGUGGUCGGGAAGCGGCCGUAUGCUGCCCUCGUUGACGCCGCACAGCCAGGGGCCCGGGUCACAGGCUGGGAGCGAUGUCGGGGACCAUGCCUUCCCCCCGCCGAGCUCCUCCUUGUCCCACUACGCCAGCAGCUUCAAUUCCCUCUCACCAUUCCCGGUUGAGAUUUCCCCGUCAGGGUCCAGCUUCGCUAGUCCACGUCACUCGGCGCGGUCCUUCUCAGCGCGGUCACGCAAAAGGGCACUGUCCCUCUCCCCACUUUCCUCAGACGACCUCAAUUCAAUCAUCAGGACGAGUCCAACCUCGCUGGUGGCGUACAUCAUUGGUUCGAGGGGGUCCUCUGCAUCUAUAUCGCCGUCGCCGGGAAUGCAAGCGGGAGAUUACGGUCACCUGUCGGCAAGGAACAGCAGCAGUCCAAUGUCCCAAGGAUCUUCGGGAAAUCAUCCGUCCUAUAUUCCACGAGCUCACACGGGGGAUGUAUCCCCACCCCCAUACCACCCUCCCAAAGUUACCAAUGGGUACAGUACCUACAACAACAGUAGUAAUUUGGCCCCGCAUAUGGAACCGCUAGAACAGUCGGCCUUACCCAGUAUUUCUCAGAUGGACAGUCAGCUGGUAGUACAGCCAAGGAACGAGGUCCUGCAACAGGAUUUCCAGAACUACAACCCAAAUGCCUAUUCCCAGACUGACCAGUACAAGCAGGAACCUAUGGACAACUUCCCGGACUCUGCGAGCUCCUAUUCCCAGAGCAGCGGCUUCUCCCAGCAGCCGGCCUACCCGCAGACCUCUGCCAACCUGUCCUACCAGCCCACCAAUUUCUCCCAGGCGGCCCCCUUCUCCCCACCACAAGCCCCUGCAGGUUACCAGCUGCAGCCUGGGUACAACCCUUCACAGCCUGGCACACCGUACCAACAGCAGAGCAUGCCCUCCGCGCAGCAGCCCACCAUGGCCAACCACGUACUGGUGCCGUCGCACAUGCCCCCGCCGCCUCCUUACUCCCAGCAUUUCGAGUCGCACUCCCGGCAGGCGUCCCCGGCCAUCACCACUCAGGUCAACUCGCCGGGGUCCAGCACGGCCAAGUCCAGCCUGGAGAUGGACAGCGAGCGGGUGCACAUCUGCCGCUGGAUCGACUGCAGUGCUGUCUUUGAGGACCAGGAGGACAUGGUCAGGCACAUUGAGAAGGUCCACAUUGACCAGCGGAAGGGGGAAGACUUCACCUGCUUCUGGCAGGCCUGCACCAGGCGCUACAAACCCUUCAAUGCUCGCUACAAGCUGCUCAUUCACAUGCGGGUACACUCUGGAGAGAAACCCAACAAGUGCACAUUUGAAGGAUGCAACAAAGCCUUCUCCCGACUGGAGAACCUCAAGAUCCACCUGCGAUCCCACACCGGUGAGAAGCCCUACCUCUGCACCCAUCCAGGUUGCACCAAGGCCUUCAGUAACUCAUCGGACAGAGCUAAACACCAGAGAACCCAUCUGGAUACGAAACCCUAUGCUUGCCAGUUACCCGGUUGCACCAAGAGGUACACAGACCCAAGCUCCCUGAGGAAGCACGUCAAGGCACACACUGCCAAAGACCAACAAGCAAGAAAAAAGCUGCGGACGCGAGAUGAGUUUGGCCAUCCCCAGGACAUUCUGACCGACUGCCUGACCAUUCAGCCCCUCCACCCCAUGUCUCUUGCCGAUAGCCCCAUGGAGUUGAGCGACAGUGGGCUUGGGAGAUCGCCCCACUCAUCCAUGGCCGGCACCUCGUCCGACAUGUACCCAAACAUGUUCUCCAGUGCCCACUCCAGUCGCAGCGGCACUGCCACGGGAGCCUCCAGCUACAGCAACCACCCGUCGCCGGUGCACAGCAUGCAGGGCAGCCCCCACAAUGCCAACUCUCACUCCAUAGGGGCCCUGGAGGACAACCGAGACAGCAGGGUAGGUAUGUACCCACAUCCUCCAAUGAGCGCCGUCAGUCCCACGAGGCGGACCUUCCCUCCAACUCUACUCCCGAGGAGGAUACCUCAGGGACUCAGCUCCAUCCCUCUCAAGCCCCGCCCACCCACGACCUCCCCAGGUAAUAUCACACCAAGGAUACAAAUCCAGCUGCCGGCAAAACCGCCACCGCCGUCCCCAAUCAAUGCGGCCCUGCCCCUGACUUCACCUGCCCCGCCCCUGACAGCUCCCACCCCAUCGUCCGCCUCCCAGACGUCGGACGCCCAGGCGGGAAGGGCCAUGCCGCCGCCUAUUAGCCACCACCGCUUGCUGCAGGUGCGACCUAGCCUGCCCAGCCUGACCUUCCAGACGCUGCAGCCCAUGCCCCGCCCCGCCACCCAGAGCGGCGGCUGCAGCAGCGGCAACAACAACAACAACUACAAGCAGCUGAGGCACAUCCCCAGUCCCCGGGGGCUGUACCCAAUCCCCACGUUUGAGGAGACGCUGUCGCCCACGCCCGCCCAGUACGAGGCCAUUGAGAGAGUCCUUUCAGCGCACUCCAGCUCUGACAGAGGUCUUAACGGAGACAUGCCUGGAAGCCCAGGAGAGUUCAGCAUUCUGAGCGCUGGCCGGUCCCUCGACGACAGCCCACUCCUGCAAAUGAACGCCGUGGACCGUUGUCCCAGCCAACUAUCAGCUGUCUACGCCGACGGCCCAUCGUAACACCUUCCCCCUCCUCCCCCUUCCCCUCCUCUGAUUGGUGGAUCUGAGCUAAGGGUCAUCCAUGAUUGGUUGGCUCGUGCAUUAAAAAGAGUUGGAUGAGAGCAGAUGGUCACACGGUCAAAGCAAAAAUAAAAGGUCUCCGGCUGAUGGCUGGAUGGGCGCGGUGCAUUUUAAGGAGACUUGAUUGCAAAAAUAGGUUGAAAUUGGGAGAGUUGUUGUCAAAACGUCCAGCUUGCCCUAUGUUAAUGGUGGUGAUGUUUUCCGACGCUGUGCUGAUCUCUUGCUGUGAUUUUUUUAGGCCAUUCGCGCGAAUGCAAAUCUGUUGGUUCUGCUCUCUUUGGAAGAUCGCUGACCGUUUCAGUCACACACACACACAUAUGCACAGUCACACACUACAGUCGACAGUGUGACUGUGCGGUUUUUCUGGGGUGGAGUGGGAGUUUCGCCCUGAAGUAGAAACGUUUUUCCAGAUUGGUUGAAUUUUACUCAGUGUCCGUGAUUUUGAGAAGUGAGAUUUUAGUCUGAAAGUAGGGACUUAUUUUUUGUAAUACCGCUGUCCACAAACAGAUGUGCAUAUUUUCACAGAUGGUUUUUAUGGAAUUCAAUGGCUUGUUUUGUCAAUUGUUUCCCUAAUUUUGUUUCAUUGAUUGAUUUUAUUGCAUUUUUAUUUAUUUAUUUAUGUUUUUUUGAGGGAUUGGUCAAAGUAAUAUUUUCCAACGUAAUUUCCCAGGUGGGAGUCUAGAGAACAUAAACUGAAAUAGUCAUAGUUUGGGGGGAUGUUGAAGGAAGGAAAACGUUUCUGAAAGUUGAUCUCAAUGAAAAUGCAGCAUUAUAGAAAGACAAAGUAUUGUUGAAAAAUGUACAUAGUAAAAGAAAUCAUAUAUUUUAUGAGAGCUAGUAUAAAUUUCAUAAAUUUAAAAUGAGAUCAAUGAACUAGACUGAUUUUUUAUGAAUAGUUCUGUAUAAAAAAAAAUCAAGUGUCCCGUCCGUUUUUUUUUUUCCCAAAUCAAUUGAAUCACAUAGACAAUCGUCAUCAAUUCAGCAGCAUGGGAGUCAGUUGACUUUUUUUUUUACUUCCCAGAAAUGUAUUUAUAAGAUGUCAAUGUAAGUAGCACUUGGAAUUAAUUUGUUUUUAUGUAUAUGGAAUGUAAAAUAUAUCAGUAGUUUAAGAGUGACGAGGAAAGUGAGUUUGUCAACAAACAGUGUUACUCAGAAAGGUUUGAAUCCUUUGUAGUCCUUGGCAAACAAGAGAGAGAGAUAUUUUUAUGCACAAAAAUUUGAGUAGCAUCGAGGCAGCAUAUCUAUGUGGCAAAUUUAAAUCAGUCAAAGAGUAUUACUAUGUCAUGAUAGAUUCAGAUAAGUCAAAAGCUUUGUGUUGAUUUAAUCCCCAGCAAGUUCUCCCUUUUCGGCCCUGCCAGGAAUUGGGAUUUCCCCCCCCCCACUCCUUGAAUGCAUUUGUUUCUGUCCGUUGUUUGCAAAACAACCCAUAUUCACAACAGUUCGGACGUUCCGUAUCUACCACCUGCUACUCUUCCAGUGAUUUGUCGCCCUGCCGGAUUCUUUUCCCUCCGUCCAAAAUGGGCGAUUCACUAGAGUGCAUCUCCAAGAGUUUGCAGUUUGUGGGUUGGCCAAAUCACAACACGCAAAAAUCUGUCGACCCUUUUAGUUUCCAAACGUCCAUUGGGUCGACAGAUUUCACACACUGUGAUUGGCCAAUGCGUUGCAAACUCUUGGAGGUGCACUACUGUGAAAGCCCCAUAGUGAAAUCUGAUUUUUAUGUGGAAAGUUGUGCAAACUGAUUAGCCUGUGUGAAGUAAAUCCAUGUAUUAAUUGUACAUUUGAUGCCCUUACGCAGUCCGUCCAGUGAACAUUUCGGAUGAAUGUUAAAUCUACCUGUGUUCAUUUGCAAUGCUUGUGUGUGUAUCCUAUGUGCAUUUGAAGUCAACAAUUUUAAGAUGAGAACAAAGAGCAGAUAUAGUAUGAACGACAAAAUAUUAGUUCUUAAGUGUGUAUCCUGUGACAUAUCAUGAACAGUAACUUUGCCAUUGUUUGAGUGUUGGAGCUGAUAUUGUAGUCUGAACUGCCACCAAAAAGGCUCAUGGAGGUUGAAAUGUAAUACUUUGGUUCACCUGCCGUCCGUUUUAAGUAUUUAAGACUGUAAUGUAAUGUUUUUUAAAGUGUACAUUUUACCAGGGCGGAAGAGUUAUGUAUAGGUCGUAACGCUUUUGUACGUUUUUGCUUGAAAAUUUUGAAAGGGAGUUUCAGGAUGCCUUCCAAGCCAGUUACUUGAAAAUGUCAUGCACAUGGACUUGGUGGUGGUCUUAUGCGGUGCCUUGGUUUGCACUUGUGUAAAUGGCAUGGAGCGUGCUCAGCAUAUUUUCAGCUGAAUGUGCACAAACGGUUGGGUUUUCUGGUGAGAAACAUGCAUGUACACACACACACAUACAUCAUACACGCACAUUAGACUGUUCAUCAGGGAUAAUACUCUACAUAAAUAUCACAGAGGGUGUGGCCAUGAGGGUGUGGCCAUGAGGGUGGAGCCAUUGAAAUCAGCCCAUGCAUAACAGUUGAAUACGUAAUGAGAAGGGCUUGCGGUCAACUUGUCAUCAAGAGUUUCAUAAUUUGCACUGUUGGGUACAUAACUACAGAGGAUAUGAUUAGUCAAAAGACAAGGAUGUGAUGCUGUCCUUUUUAAUAGAACUAUGCUUUUGAAGGAAAGGGUAACUAUGCAUGUUAUUGACGUUGAGGCCGCAAAAUUUUGAUACAAACUGUUAGGAAAAUUUUAUAAGAAGGGGGUGAUUUUGUUUAGCACAUGACGACGUCUGCGUAUUGUAAGAAAUUUCUAUCUUCGGGCUAAGCCCUUGACCCUAAAAUGAGACACCUGCAAAUGUUAUUGAAUUAAAUUUAGUGAAAAUACAAGAUCAAACAAAUCUGACACUUUCCUGAAUUAGGGUGUGCAGAAUAUUGCCAAAGCACAACAAGCAGACAUUAUGGAAGGUUAAAAAAGAGGCUGAACCCCCAUAACUGUCAAGUGCUAUGAGAGAUUUUCUAAACUGGCUUGCAAAUCAGAGCAAUAUUUAUACUAUUAUGAGUAAAAACCCUCCACGAUCAUGUGUGUUUUAAUCUUGUGAUAUUUGUUAUAGAAAUGUUACUCAAAAGAUCAGGAAUUCUCAACUUUUGCUCCUUGAAUCCGUCCACAAAUGGCAAUUCAGUCUGGACAGAAUUUCAUUAUAGAAAACACACAGAGUUAUGGUAUAAACACUUUUUAUAUGCCAAACCCGUCCAUGCAUUGUGUAUUCAUUUUAUAACGAAAUCCGUCCACAAAUGAAUGCUUAACCAGUUUACCCAGAACUUAGUUCAGCCAGAUAUGAACGUAUGGCUUUACUUUCUAUUUGUAGUUUGGUACAUCAGAUGGCUAGUGUUAUUAGGUAAAGGCCCUCUGUAGUUACCUUUGACCUGUAUGUAAAUGUGACUGAUUUGCAUACACUGCGAUGGUCAAGUGUACAGCAACAUAGCCAAGACUAUAGGUUUGUUUGAUGAGUUGUCAACCAACCAUUCUGGCAUGCACCCUCAGUGCUAGACAUGCUGCUCACAGAUAGCCUCAAGGGUAUCUUUACAUCACUUACGUCGCUUUUUUGAAGCAUUUUGGUCAGUUUCAUUUGAGCAGUCUUGGCGUUGCUCUCCAAGCCAAUAUUUUGGCCAAGUUCGCUCUCGUCAAAUUUGGCAACUGUAUACUUUCUAACAAAAAACUUGAGAUUUAUGUUUGUUGUUUUAAUUUCUUUGUAACAUGUUAAGGUGUGACAACUCAAUAUUCUGGAAUCUGGUUUGUUUCCAGGGUUUAAUAUGUUAAUUUGUAGAGAGUUAUGGUAUAAAUAUUAACGUGACUAUUGUGUUUAUAAGAACAGCGUGGAGAGAAAUGUACAUGCAUGACUGAGUUGGGGAAAGGCAUCUACACCUUGUUAGUUUGUCAGAAGGAAAACCCACAAGAGCUAUGUGUUUGGCUGUGUGCAUCCUUUAUUCUUAUUCAGUCUAAGGUGCGCGGCUCGUUCAUGGACUGCAUCUGAGUGGCAGCGUGCAGUGGUACGGACGGCCAGUAAGCCAACCCUUUGAAAUGGAAACCUCUUCCAUUCUUGACUCGGUGCUUUUACUGAUGCUCUUCUCAACCCACAGUACUUUCUCUUCAAUCGCACACCGAGUCUGCAGUGUCAGCAGUGUCUGCUCACCACUGGUCCACCCUGAUAGCUUACUGGCCGUUGAGAGCUAUGUGGCUGGUGCCCAGUCUCCUGCCACUGGAAUGGGUGGAGGGAACCACUCCAAUCUGUUCUUGAGUUGUAAAGUGGAGGACCGUGACUUGACCCCCAAGAGCCAGUAGCCUAUUCAGAUUUUGGUUUAGAGAUCAGCGGUGUCCUCUUGGUAGACUUGAUCAUAAUUGGUGGCCAAAAUGGUUGGAUUGCCUGGUUGCCAUAAAACUGCACGUUUUGCCAAAGGCAGAGGUAGUAGGUGUGUUGACCACCAUCUGACCAUGCUUUUGUGGGUUUGAAGUCUACUUCAGAUAUCUUUUUUUGUUGUCUCAAGAUGUGUCAAGUUAACGUCAAUAAACGUCAGGAGACAUUGUGAAAUACUGGA
Molecule: messenger RNA, 8185 nt
Organism: Acanthaster planci (crown-of-thorns starfish)
Lineage: Eukaryota; Metazoa; Echinodermata; Asteroidea; Valvatida; Acanthasteridae
Product: zinc finger protein GLIS3-like
Biological process (GO): regulation of transcription by RNA polymerase II
Cellular component (GO): nucleus
Molecular function (GO): RNA polymerase II cis-regulatory region sequence-specific DNA binding; DNA-binding transcription factor activity, RNA polymerase II-specific
Source: RefSeq, a predicted model, not a curated record